CUGAAACAGAAGCCGCGACGACCAGCUUAUUUCUAAUUUUGUGCCAAGCGACGCAGACAAGUCAUGACCGCGUCCGUGCUCGCGUCCAUGAAGACGUCCAUCUCGCACGUCUCCAAGCCCGCUGGCGCCGGCGCCCACACCCACACGCAGUACGUCGUCCGCGUCGCCGACACGCGCACCGAGACGACCGCAUGGCUGCUCUACAAGCGCUACUCAGAGUUCCGGGCGCUGCGCGAAGCCUACCUCCAUGCGACGCUGUGCGCGUCGUGCGCGUCGCUCACGCAGGAGAACUACAUUACGACCCGGUUUCCGCGCCGCCACCUCUUUGCAUCGAGCUCGGAGCGCGUGCUCGCCGAGCGCAAGGUCGGCCUCGGCCUCUUCCUCGACAUUGUGACGGUCGCCGUGCGCCGGUGCGCCGACCCGGCGUGCGCCAGCCGCAGCCUCCUCGAAGACUUUAUCGUGCUGCCCGAGAUGCGCUACACAUUUAUCGACAUGCAGCUCGACGAGACCGCGACCGAGAAGGCCAUGGCGGCCGCACCGUCGCCAGCCAAGCAAAUGUCCAUGCCCGAGCCCGAGACGUACCACCGCCACUCGCUGCCCAACAUGGAAACCAAGUCGCUCCUCGAGUUCAACCGCAAGGACCGCACGGCGCGCAACUCGUUCCCGGGCAAAUCGUCGACUGCUGUCAAGCGCCAAGCCCACCGGUCAUCGAGCGAGCGCAUCAAGCGGCUAAAGCAGGAACUUGCCGUGCUCGCCAUGUACCGACCACCGACCGCGCCGCGGAAGAUGAAGCCAUCCCUCGCCACGAUCGAAGAAGUCGAUGGCGACCUCCCCUAAUUUCCUAACUUAAAAUACGAUAGUAGUCUUGUGCCAUAGCAA
Molecule: messenger RNA, 879 nt
Organism: Saprolegnia diclina VS20
Lineage: Eukaryota; Oomycota; Saprolegniomycetes; Saprolegniales; Saprolegniaceae
Exons: 1
Coding region: 64-837 (257 amino acids)
Molecular function (GO): phosphatidylinositol binding
Source: RefSeq, a predicted model, not a curated record